AUGUCAGAUCAUAGCGACCAGGAUUUGUGCACAGAGGACAUUGAUGAAGAUGAGAUUUUGGCAGGUUUGUCUGCGGAGGAGCUUCAACAGCUUCAUAGUGAGAUGGACGUUAUAGCCCCCGACGAGAGGGUCCCCGUCGGAAUGAGGCAGAGAGAUGCUUCUUACCAACCACCAGUUUCAGAUAAAAGUAGUCCAGACCCUGACCUGGAGGACAUCAAUGAGGAUGAGAUCUUGGCUGGUCUGUCUUCAGAGGAGAUUAAACAGCUCCAGAACGAAAUGGAUGUUAUUGCUCCUGAUGAGGGAGUACCCGUUGGCAUGAGACAGAGAGAUCAAACUGAGAAAGCCCCCACAGGCCGCUUUGAUCACAGAUCUCUGGUGGAUUAUUUGUACUGGGAAAAAGAGUCCAAACGCAUGUUGGAGGAAGAGAGGGUCCCUGCUACUUUGUUGCCCAGUGAGAGAAAAAUGAGUGAGAAAAUGGAAAAGGAGGGGAAAGCAGAAAAUGAUGAAGAGGUAGAAUAUGUGUAUGAGGAAGUUGUGGAGGAAGUCGAAGCAGGAGAGGGUGAAGAGCUGAUUGAGGAAGUGAUAGAGGAGAUCAUAGAGGAAGUUGUGGAAGAGGUGGAUGAAGAGAAAGAAGACAAACAAUGCACUAAAACAGACCCAAAGGAAAACAACACUAUCCCCUUGGAUAACACUGAAGAACUCAUUCAACCUCCUCUAGAGUUUGCAGAUGUGCAGAGUGAGAAAAACCAGGCCAAAGAAAUUGAGAAUGUUUCCACGCCAGUAAACUCUGAUUCCACACCAUCUGAACCUGCUGCCUCCAUGAAUCCUAAUGAAUGCUGGGUGCCAGAGAAAGAAGAGCGGAAAAUAUCCAAGCUGAAUAUUCCAAAGCUUAAUCUGGGUGGUAGUUUGAUCAAACGCACAGCCAGGCCCUCAGGUAAUGACACUAACCUUGAAAGCACUUUGGACAAGAUUCGUAAGAACCACCCAAGUGUUACAGAGGUCAACCUCAACAAUAUUGAGAAUAUUCCCAAAGAGAUGCUGGUAGACUAUGUCAAUGCCUUGAAGAAGAACAAACACGUGAAGACGUUCAGCAUUGCUAACACAGGCGCAGAUGAAAACAUUGCAUUCUGUUUGGCCAACAUGCUAAGAGAGAACAAGAGCAUCACCACCUUAAAUAUAGAGUCCAACUUCAUCACAGGAAAGGGUAUCGUUGCCAUCAUGCGCUGCUUGCAAUUCAAUGAAACUCUAACUGAACUUCGUUUCCACAACCAGAGACACAUGCUGGGCCACCAUGCAGAAAUGGAAGUGUCUCGCUUGCUUAAAGCCAACAAUACCCUCCUCAAAAUGGGCUACCACUUUGAGCUCCCAGGGCCACGUAUGGUGGUCACUAACCUUCUCACGAGAAACCUGGACCGGCAGAGGCAGCAGAGAAUGGAGGAGCAGAGGCUUCAGCAAAUUAAGGAGCAGAAAGAGAUUAUGGAGAUGUACGAGAGCAGUCUGAACCUGCCACCAGGCCUUUUGGAGAUGUUAGGAGGUUACCUGCCAGCCAUGGCGCUCCUAUCCCAAGGUCCCCCAGAGAUUCUUCAGAACUCUGAGGACCCCUCUUCAGAACCAAAUCCUUCCUUCCAGCUUCGUAAGACUCCUAACCACCCGACCCCACAGAUGGCCAACCCAGAUUCAAGCAACCCACUAAAGGAAGUACAUCUCAGAAAGACGCCUAGAAAGAGAGACCCAUUCCUGGACCUCAACUCCAGAGAGGACAGACAUGAGGGGAAAGUUAAUAUUCAGCUGCGGAGUACCCCAAAACAGCGAAGUGCAGGAAAUGAGGGAGUUGCUGAUGAGAGAGCCAGGCUGAAAAAUGUGAUAAAGACUCUGAAACCUGUACCACGACAGCGGCAGCCACCAAAAGUGGAGCUUACCCCCCGUGACAAACUCCUUAGUGAGAUUCGGCAGAGCAAUGUGGCAUAUCUCAAAGCAGUACCACUUCCCAAAGUGCUGGAAUCAAGCGAAACCAGUCUUUUCUGA
Molecule: messenger RNA, 2025 nt
Organism: Chanos chanos (milkfish)
Lineage: Eukaryota; Metazoa; Chordata; Actinopteri; Gonorynchiformes; Chanidae
Gene: lmod3
Product: leiomodin 3 (fetal)
Exons: 4
Coding region: 1-2025 (674 amino acids)
Biological process (GO): myofibril assembly; actin filament organization; muscle contraction
Cellular component (GO): myofibril; striated muscle thin filament; cytoskeleton
Molecular function (GO): tropomyosin binding
Source: RefSeq, a predicted model, not a curated record